Ostertagia ostertagi is the source of this 510-nucleotide messenger RNA. Lineage: Eukaryota; Metazoa; Nematoda; Chromadorea; Rhabditida; Trichostrongylidae. The record is from the annotation of a GenBank genome assembly.
AUGGGCGACAGGUACAAGGAUAUCUGCCUGCCAGGCACAUGCGGUUCAUUGCUGGCUCUGCAACUCAUUUCGCAUAUGAUCAUCAAGCCAUUGCCGAAAUUCACCAAGGAUAUUGUUAUUCCAUACGUGGUGCACGCUGUCAGAGUGUCGAAGAUGCAUAUAAGGGCGGGCGGCCAGACCAUGCAUGGCGGAACGUUAAUAUGGGUGAAAGGACGAGGACAAACGCUGUUGAUCAUGAGAAGGGCAUCGUUCGGUGAUUUCUAUCUAUGGGGAGAUUCAACAGCGAAAAGAGAGUUCAGUCAUCCUAGUUUUCGGAUGUUCGCUGCGUUGUUUCCAUUGGCUCCACUGCUCGCCCUGGUAAUCGGUAUCAUCGAUCUUCGUGUAGACGCUCUACGACUGUUGUGGCUCAACCGACGCCCGAUACCAAUGAUGGCAUCCGGCAUUGGCAUAUGGCUGCCGAUACUCUACUUCCUACAGUAUGCCGCCGUAAUGACAAACGCCUUUUAUUAG